AUGCCCGUCUUGCAACUCUUCCUCGCUCUCUGCAGCGCACAUACGAUUGUACGCGCGUCAGACAAGAAGCAGCCUGAAGACCCUGCCCAAUACGAAGAGCGCAAGGGAGCGUACCACUUCGUGGCAUACGAGAUCCUCAAGUUCACGGGCGUCACGCAUGACGCCCAUCACGACCUCGAGUCUUUCUACUGGGUGCUUCUUUGGGUUGUCGUUUGCCUUACCAAACACGGCCAUGAGAGGGGUGAUCAGCUAUGCAGCGAUAUCUUCAAGUUCGGGGAGGACCGCACAAGCGCUUCAGCGAAGAGGGAUUGGCUCGAAGACGAAAAGUUGGACAUCCUCAACAACAAGCCCCUCACAUAUCUUAUGAGCGAGCUUGGGGCCAUCGUCUUGGAGCACAUCCCCACUCUCCGCAGAGGAGUCCACCGGGUUCUUCUGGGUUAUGAACGGGUGUUGAAGAUCUUCGACGAGGCUAUCGAGAUGCCAGGCUGGCCCACUCGCGCCUGGCAGCCGUGCAAUUUGCUCAAGAGCGACGGACGAAGUGGCAUCGCUAACGUCGCUGGGCCCAAGCGGCCAAAGCCCCCCGGUCUCAUAACUGCUCUCGACGAAGCUGUUAAUCUUCCUGCUGACGAUGGACGCCUCCCUCCUCUCCCCACUCACUCGGAUCUCCCGGCACCUCACUCUCUGGACCCUCGUCUACUUUCCGACGUCUUCCCGAAGAAGCGGUCUUGCGACACUCUGGACGAGGAAGAAUCCGAGCUCGACUGCCAUGGUACCGGAUGGAUGACCCCCAGUCGCACAAACACUCCCAGCAAGCGCGUCAGGACGAACGAAGGGCCGCGUCCUGCGACUAGAUCGCAGUCGGGCGCAGCGCACGAAUCGUUAGUGGCGCCACGAUAA
Trametes versicolor FP-101664 SS1 is the source of this 897-nucleotide messenger RNA. RefSeq lists its product as uncharacterized. NCBI's taxonomy places the organism in Eukaryota, Fungi, Basidiomycota, Agaricomycetes, Polyporales, Polyporaceae. The record is from RefSeq and is a predicted model, not a curated record. The transcript is spliced from 3 exons. Bases 1 to 897 code for a protein of 298 amino acids.